Molecule: messenger RNA, 687 nt
Organism: Bipolaris zeicola 26-R-13
Lineage: Eukaryota; Fungi; Ascomycota; Dothideomycetes; Pleosporales; Pleosporaceae
Exons: 2
Coding region: 1-687 (228 amino acids)
Molecular function (GO): acyltransferase activity, transferring groups other than amino-acyl groups
Source: RefSeq, a predicted model, not a curated record
AUGGCGGAAGCAACGCCGUUUGUACGACCAUAUGACGCAUCCCGUGACUUCCAGCAUGGCAUGCACGUAUAUCUCUCAACCAUCGACUCAGUUCUCGACUGGGAACCCGCACGUACCAUAGGUUCGCACCUAUGGUACAGGCCCUAUGUCGCUCUGACACCAGAAACAUGUUUCGUGCUUGACGACGGCAACGGGCGCGUAGUUGGGUAUUGCAUCGGCACAGCAGACACACUGUCUUUUGCGCAGCGCUGGCGCGAAGAGUUUGCUCCAAGUGUAGACCGCACGCUUGUUCCUCCUGAUGUACACGUCGGUGGUGACGAUGAUGCUGCGUCACUCAUGGAAAAAGAGGAUAUUAGGCAUUUUCGGAAAGCGGUGUAUGAGGCUGAUUGUAGUAUGCUGCAGCCGUGGCCGGAGACUUUACGGCGGUAUCCGGCGCAUAUUCAUAUUGAUAUCUUGAAAGAAUAUCAGAGGAAGAGGUGGGGGACUGUGCUGAUGAAGAGGUUCCUUGAUAAAGCUAGGGAGUUGGGGGCGAGUGGGGUGCAUUUGGAUAUGGUGCAGGCGAAUGUAAAGGCUCGGGCGUUUUACGAAAGUAUUGGGUUUAAGCUUUGCCAGCAGGUAUUGGACGGAGGAGAGAGUGGUGGUCCUGGUGUGAAUGGUAUUGUGGUGACUUUGGUCAAAGAUCUUUAA